Labrus bergylta (ballan wrasse) is the source of this 4791-nucleotide messenger RNA. RefSeq names its product tumor protein p53 binding protein, 2a (gene tp53bp2a). Gene Ontology annotation, biological process: regulation of apoptotic process; signal transduction. NCBI's taxonomy places the organism in Eukaryota, Metazoa, Chordata, Actinopteri, Labriformes, Labridae. The record is from RefSeq and is a predicted model, not a curated record. Gene Ontology annotation, molecular function: p53 binding. Gene Ontology annotation, cellular component: nucleus.
UCCUCCCGAUACGUCACUCCGGGAUAGGCUGCGAGCUAUUGAGCAACGCUGUCAGUCAACGGGGUUUCGGGCUGGUUACCUCCGCGUCUACGGAAUCGGACCCCCCAGACAGGAGAAAGUAGCCUUGCCCAUCGCGGGUUUCAGGCUCUGGGAUUAAAGUGAUCGCCAGUCCCGCAGCUUUCGUCGAAACUGCCGGCGGGGAUUUAUGCUGUGUUGGCUUAGCUAAAUGCGGUACGAAGCUAAAAUGAUGCCGAUGUUCCUGACAGUAUACCUCAGUAACAAUGACCAGCAUUUUACUGAGGUCCCCGUUACCCCGGAGACCCUGUGCCGGGACGUGGUGGAGUUGUGCAAGGAGCCUGGGGAGACGGACUGUCACCUAUCUGAGAUGUGGCGUGGAUCUGAGCGAGCUGUAGGUGACGGGGAGAGGAUGCUGGAUGUGCUCCAACGAUGGGGACAGCACAAGGCAGAGGUGCGCUUCUUUCUGCGUCACAACCGAGCCCCUAGCAGGGAUUCAGGCGGGUCAAGAGGCUCAGAACCAAAGAGGAAUGGAGUAAAGGGUCCCCCGGAUAGAAGAAUGGAGAACGGGGUUGUGACCCCCCGCAUGGACAUGACGCUGGCCGAACUACAAGAGAUGGCUGCCAGACAGCAGCAGCAGAUAGAAGCUCAACAACAGCUCCUCGCUUCCAAGGAGCAGCGGCUACGCUACUUGAAGCAGCAGGAGCAGCGUCAGCAACAGCAGGCCUCUGAGCAAGAGAAACUGCAGCGUCUUCGAGAGAACAUCGAGAACCAGGAAACUCGGCUCAAGAAGGUCAGGGCCAUCAAGGGUCAGGUGGAGCAGAAGCGCCUCAGCAAUGGCAAACUGGUGGAGGAAAUAGAGCAAAUGAACAACCUGUUCCAGCAGAAGCAGAGAGAACUAGUGAUGGCUGCGUCAAAAGUAGAGGAGCUCAGCCGACAGCUUGAGCUGCUCAAAAAUGGCAAAAUGGACAAUUUCCAUGAUAACCAGAGCUCUGUGGCCGAACUAGAUCGCCUCUACAAGGAGCUGCAGCUGAGGAACAAGCUUAACCAGGACCAGAACUCUAAGUUACAUCAGCAGAGAGAGAGCCUGAACAAGCGCAACCUGGAGGUGGCUUCCAUGGACAAACGGAUCAGUGAGCUCCGAGAUCGGCUGUGGAAGAAAAAAGCAGCACUGCAGCAAAAAGAGAACUUACCUCCUCAGAUGCCCUGGCAUGCAGAGCCUACCCAUGCCAAUAAUGGCUAUCCUGGUAAAGAGAGGGCUUCAAAAGACACUCAUCUUCAGGUGCCCUCUGAUGGCCAAGCUGGACAGCAGUCAGGUCCAUCUCGCGUGGCGGCGGUUGGCCCUUAUAUCCAGUCGUCCACAAUGCCCCGGGGCCCAGUGAGGCAUGAGCUGCUUGUAAAACCUGCCUACCCAGACGGCACUGCCACCUUACCAUCCCACGACCCACAAAGCAAGGCCAACCCAGGCCUUCAGCCUUCCAAAAUGGCAGACUGGGGCUCUUCAGGUCCAGAAUCCAACGGUCAUGGUACAGCAUCAACACUGCCCCGAAUGACCUCUCACUCCAACGCUAACGCAGAGCAAGAUGAGACUGAACAGAAGAGGGACAGGAAGGUGCGUCCAUUUUCCAUGUUUGAGCCAAUGGAGGCUCCUGUCUCCUCCCUGCGCAAAAACCAGAGCAGUGAUGACCUGGUCAGGGACGCUCAGUCUGCUCCCAAGGCUUCGGUCAAGGUGCCUCCUCCUGUCCCAACCAAACCGAAAGGACCUGGUGUCAUGCCAUAUGGCAAACAGGGCCUCAACACAGGCACCUUCCCUAAAGCCAAGCCCCACAGCCAGCAGCCCCAGGUCGCCCAGGGCCGCAACCCUCUCCCACCCUCACAGAGCCAGACACUCCCCCUACCCCCCAAACAGGACACUCCACCUGCAGCCACGGUACGGCCCUUCACACCAGAGCUGCCCGCCUCCAAAGACGCCAGCAUGAGUAAGCCCCAGACCUUAGCGGCCAGCUCCAUCUACUCAAUGUACACAAAGCAGCCUGGCUCAGGGAAACCUUUCCAGCCUGGAGUGCAGGGGGCUCUCAACAGGACUCAGAACCGCACCAAUGGAUUUGUCAGUGUGUACGGUAAACCAGUGAUCCCCGGUGGAGGCUCCCCACAUCCAGAAAACCCUUACCAAGACCGCCGCUCCCCUGCCUUUGAAACUGAAAUCGACCACAAUGGAGCCAACUAUGUGGGUCCAAGCCCAUCUGAGGGCCCACAACCAGAAACUGAGCGUAUUCCCCGGCCCCUCAGCCCCACCAAGCUGCUUCCCUUCAUUUCAAACCCUUACAGGCAUCAAAGUGAUGGUGACCUGGAAGCUCUGAGAAAGAAGCUGUACAAUGCACCGAGACCCCUGAAAAAACGAAGCUCAAUCACUGAACCAGAGGGUCCUGCAGGUCCUAACAUCCAGAAACUCCUCUACCAGAAGACCACACUGGCAGCUAUGGAGACCAUUGCAACUACACCAACCACUCCAACCUUUGCUGGUGAUGCAGAGAAGGCGGCUGAGGGCUCUGUUCCCAGUCCUUUGAGUGGUGCAGAGACCCACCCAUCAGAGAUGGGGCAGACUCUGGAGGGAGGUCAUCUCCCGUCUUACAUUCCAGGUGCUAAUGUCCACAUUCCAGCCCCUCCUGAACAGACCAAGCCACCUUCAGCCAUCCCAAAGAGCGAGGACAUAAUCCCCCCUCCUCCACCAUCCCACCCAGCCCCGAGGCCAGAUGACGCUCUUUUCCCGCCACCGCCCCCUGCUGGCUUGGAGGAUGCAAUGACUAACCUGCCGCCUCCACCUCCAGAUGGAUUCCUGGAAGAGUUUCCCCCCUACCCACCGCCGCCAUAUCCCAGUGGAGCAGAGCAGGACAGCUUAGGAGAGGACACCUUUAACAUGAAGGCACCAGAGGUCACCGGCCAGGUCACUCUGCCACCGGGCAAGAGGACCAACUUGCGCAAGCUUGGCUCUGAACGCAUCGAUCACAGUAUGAGAGUGAAGUUUAACCCUCUGGCUCUGCUGCUGGACUCGUCUCUGGAGGGAGAGUUUGACCUGGUCCAGAGAAUCAUUUAUGAGGUGGCCGACCCCAGUCAGCCCAACGAUGAGGGAAUCACUGCUUUACACAAUGCUGUCUGUGCCGGACAUACAGAGAUAGUCAAGUUUCUGGUUCAGUUUGGUGUCAAUGUCAAUGCGGCUGACAGUGACGGCUGGACCCCUCUCCACUGUGCUGCAUCCUGCAACAACGUGCAAGUGUGCAAGUUCCUCGUGGAGUCCGGUGCAGCGGUGUUUGCUAUGACUUAUAGUGACAUGCAAACGGCCGCUGAUAAAUGUGAAGAGAUGGAGGAGGGCUAUACUCAGUGUUCGCAGUUCCUCUAUGGUGUGCAAGAGAAGAUGGGCAUCAUGAACCGGGGUGUGGUUUACGGUCUGUGGGACUACAGCAGUGAAAACCCUGACGAGCUUCCGUUCCGUGAGGGUGACUGCAUGGCCAUCCUGCGCAGAGAAGAUGAGGACGAGAUCGAAUGGUGGUGGGCACGCAUGGGUGACACAGAGGGUUACAUCCCCCGUAACCUCCUUGGGCUCUACCCGAGAAUAAAGCCGAGACAGAGAACCCUGGCUUAAUAUACAAAGACCCCUGCACAUUCCAGUCUGCCACACACACACGCACGGACACACACACACACACACACAUGCACAUGCUUUAACAGACUGGAGAAGAGAAGGACACAGCUGAAAUGAAGAAACAAGGACAGACCAAACAAAAUGAAGGAUCUCCGGCACUUUUUAUUCCUUACCUAAUACAGAGGGAUUGUCUCUCCCUUAUUUUCCAGGCUUCACUGUGUACUGUGUACUUCAGACACUAUUGGCAUUGUUUUUCUUUUAUCAAACUGUUGUUGUUGUUUUGUAAUUAUUGUCUGACACGAUCUCUUAAUCAAACAGAAACUCACAUGUUGGGAAGUAACUGGAACGAGCAGUAUUUUAAUUGCUGCAAAGUGAUUUUUUUCCACUUUGAAAUACUCUUUUAAAACAUGUUUUAUGCGGCACCGGUUACUUUCCAACAUACUUCAUCUCAUCAAGUGGACUAUGAUGAAAUACUCUUGUUACCAUGACAAUCUUUGGGGGCUUGUUUUCUCCUUGUUUCUCUGUAUAGCUGCGCUUGAGAUGUUAAGUUUCUGUUGUGAAGUCUCUGUUCUGGAUAAAGAAAUGAAAUGAUGUGUAGAGAAAAAAAAAGCUUUCGAUUGAUCUUUUGCUGUUAUUCUGUGGUCUAUGAAACCCAGAAAGCCAGUCUGCUUUCCUGCAUUGGCACGUGGUUGAGAUGCCAUAGAUACCGAGUGUUCACAUAUUUCUGUCACAGAGAAUAGUAAAACGUUACUGUAGGUAAGAUUUUAAUUAGGAAAAUGUACUUUCGAACCCUUAAGAAGCUCUUUUACCAAGACAGACAGUUGAUGCAGUAUGAAGUUCAUAUUUUUUUACAGCCAUUCCAUGAAAAUACAGUCAUGAAAGAAGACAAGCCUAAUUCAAGAAAUCUUCACGUUUUGUAGUUAUCAGAAAUAAAAAUGACUGACUACACUGUAAGGUCAUACGACACUUUUUAUGUCAAAACAAAAAAUGCCUUGAUAUGUUAUGAGUUCCCAAAGCUCAACUCAUCAUGCAGAUGUAUUUAUUUUUGUUACCUUUUUUUCUUUUGCCAGGACUAUAACCACAAAUGUACUGUAGUAUUUCAAAUAUUUACAAUAAAAUACUUUGUACUAAGUUUA